Molecule: messenger RNA, 1938 nt
Organism: Nannizzia gypsea CBS 118893
Lineage: Eukaryota; Fungi; Ascomycota; Eurotiomycetes; Onygenales; Arthrodermataceae
Exons: 1
Coding region: 1-1938 (645 amino acids)
Biological process (GO): riboflavin biosynthetic process
Molecular function (GO): 5-amino-6-(5-phosphoribosylamino)uracil reductase activity
Source: RefSeq, a predicted model, not a curated record
AUGGAGGAACCCCAUACUAGCACAGAGCAGCCACAGGGUACAGAGCAACCUCUGUCACAAUACCGGCACCAUGAAGAUACAGAGAUGGAAGAUGAAUCCGAACUAGCUGCAGAUGAGGAAAUGGGUGACGGCGACUCCAGACUCCAAGCGGAUAUACAUGCGCAGGUGGACGGGGACACCUCGGCGCAGCAACCUCCACUGUCUACGGGGCCAGGAAACCCGCAUGCUACUGAACAAGUACCAUUGGCACCAUCGCCAUCAUCAUCACAGCCACCAGUGAAUGACAGCACUGCCGGAACCCAGAUCCAACUGCCUCCUGUAGAGAACUGGCGGCCCUAUAUCAACCCUCCAAACCUUGGCCGUGUCAGACAGCUGCUGUUCGAGGUCAAGGAGCCAAUCGAGCUCAGUCUCGAGGAGUUCACUAUGUACUGGCCAUUUAUAGAUAAUAUCUGGGUCAAACAGCGGUCUACAUCUACCAAGGAUGGUCUACACAUCACGGAUUACUACAUGUGCCGCCUGCGCCGGCCAACCUGCAAGCGGCCACCCCAGCGUCCACUGCCGGAUGGUAAACGAUCUAGGAACAAGGUCGUUCGUGAAGGCGGAACUUGCAACUUUCAGAUCCGAGUUGUCAAGUUUGAAGGGGCUCAUACUACAAUCACCAUAUCCCGGAGUCCCAAUAGUAGCAAUGCCCAUUCGCACGAUCUGGAUUACAUGGACAAGGUCAAGAAGAAUUCUGGAGUGAUGGAGUAUGUUCGCCAGGAGGCUGCUCAGGGUUACCUUCCAGCAUCCAUAUUUGCAAAGUUGCGAGAAGACCCCCAGCAGCUCGAAGCUGCUGGUGGCAAGCACCUGACUACAAUUGACGUUCGAAACGUAUCUGGGAAGUGGAGGGCGAACCAUCCCGGCCUCACUCUUCGGCCACAUGAAGGUUAUGCUUACCAAAACGGAUUGGGUGUCUACAAAGUACAAGAUGGGCAACAGAUAAACCGACCGCCAGCCAUAAUAGCCCACCCCAGGGCGGUGAAUCUACCCGCCAACGUCCUCCCGUUUCCUACCUUUCCCUUGGAGUUCCUAGAGCCAUAUCUACCCAAGGCAGGGGAGUGUCAGAGCAAUGGCAAUGCCAAUCCCAACAGUGGUGAGGCCAAGUUCCCACAUGUAACCCUUACCUACGCACAGUCCAUGGACGGUAAGAUCUCUACCAAGCCAGGGGUCCAGACUGUGCUUUCCGGCCCAGAAACCAAGACAAUGACGCAUUACUUGAGAUCUCGCCAUGAUGCCAUAAUAAUUGGGCUUGGAACUGCCGUAGCUGAUGAUCCGGGGUUGAAUUGCCGACUAGAGGGUGCCGGAGGUUUCGGUGGCUUUGGUACAAUGUGGCAGCCCCGGCCAGUGAUAAUAGAUCCUACAGGCCGUUGGUCUGCAUCAGCUGACAGUAGACUGUUGAUGACUGCGGCAGAAGGGAAAGGCAAGGCUCCCUGGGUUAUCGUCUCUCCCGGCGCAGAACUCCUCCCGGACAAGCUUCUGCUUUUAAAGCGUCAUGGAGGUGACUAUUUACGGAUUAGGGAGUAUAACCCACAUUGGAGAUUGAGAUGGGAGGCCAUAUUUGGUGCCCUUGCUAAUCAGGGGAUCCGCAGCGUUAUGAUAGAAGGCGGCGGCAUUGUCCUCAGUGAACUGUUAAACCCGGAAUACGUUGACUUUGUUGACUCUGUUAUCGUUACCGUGGCACCAACUUACAUUGGACGCAACGGUGUGUCCGUAUCUCCAGACUCCAAGCAGGAUGAACACGGCAGCCCAAUAAACGCCCUAACGCCUCACAACAUCAAAUGGCAACCUCUCGGCAAAGAUGUCAUUAUGUGUGGGAAUAUAAAGAUCGUGCCCCCUCCUCCACCUCCACCUCCAAUUCUUCUCGGCUUAGAAGCUGCUGCUUGUGAGGAUGAAUCCUGA